Messenger RNA from Phyllopteryx taeniolatus (common seadragon), 2465 nucleotides. Its product is annotated as target of Myb1 membrane trafficking protein-like. Gene Ontology annotation, biological process: signal transduction. Bases 232 to 1728 code for a protein of 498 amino acids. The record is from RefSeq and is a predicted model, not a curated record. Lineage: Eukaryota; Metazoa; Chordata; Actinopteri; Syngnathiformes; Syngnathidae. Gene Ontology annotation, cellular component: membrane; endosome. Gene Ontology annotation, molecular function: phosphatidylinositol binding; ubiquitin binding; clathrin binding. The transcript is spliced from 15 exons.
GUAGCCAUUUUCUACAACAGCGUAUCAUAGUGCUGACUGUAUUAUUCAUUGUCAUUUACUUCCGCAUUUACAGAGGAUUAACGUUUACACACUUCCUGUGUGCGCGUGCGUGUGUUCGUGUUCAUUCACGUGACAUUCAGCGAGCCUCUGACUCCAGGCAAGCUGCUGAGAAGAACACAAAAGACAUCCAAACGAACGAAGACGUCCACCGAACGCUGCCAAGCAAACAGGAUGUUUUCUCUCGGGGAAAAGAUGGAGUUUCUUAUAGCAAACCCAUUUUCAACACCUGUUGGCCAGAGAAUCGAGCGAGCGACCAGCAGCUCUCGGCAGUCAGAGGAUUGGGGGCUUAACAUGGAGAUAUGUGAUAUCAUCAAUGAGACGGAUGAGGGCCCAAGAGAUGCAGUCAAAGCCAUUAAGAAGAGAAUUGUGGGUAACAAGAACUUCAGAGAAAUCAUGUUGGCCCUGACUGUGAGUAUGUAUCUGGUUCUUGAGGCAUGUGUGAAAAACUGUGGCCAUCGCUUCCACGUUUUUGUGGCGUCACAGGAGUUUGUUGAAGGAGUUUUGGUGCGAGCCAUUUUGCCCAAAUAUAACCCUCCCACUGCCCUCCAUGAUAGGGUGCUCAGUCUCAUACAGUCAUGGGCUGACUCGUUCCGUACUUCCCCCUCCCUUGCGGGCGUGGUGUAUGUUUACGAUGACCUGAGGAGACGAGGGUUGGAGUUUCCCAUGACAGACCUCGAUGCUCUAUCCCCCAUUCACACUCCCAGCAGGACCGUGCCAGAAAAUGAAACCCAUGAGUCCACAGAUGCUCCUCCCCGUCAGUCACAACCACAAACUCACUCCAGUUCUCCGACUACAAAUACUUCACCUGCAUCCCAACCCAGUGAGGGACCAGCUGCCCUGUCGGCAGUACAGAAAGACAAGUUGCAGCAAGAACUUGCACUGGUAAAGGGAAACAUUACUGUAAUGUCUGAAAUGCUGAAUGAACUUAAACCUGGACAGAGUAAGCAGGAUGACACAGAACUGCUGCAGCAACUCUACUCAGUGUGUAAGAACAUGCAGACUCGAGUGGUGGAGCUCAUCCCCCAGUUACUGGAUGAAGGUCUCAUUGAGGAGCUUCUUGCGGUUAAUGAUGACCUUAACAAUGCUUUCAUCCGUUAUGAGAGGUUUGACAGACUUAAUAGGGUACAGAUUACAAAUAUUGAAAAGAGUUCUGUCAGUGCCCUGAACCUCAUCGACCUUAGCCCAGAGCCGCCAACACUGAGCCAGCCCGCCGUCAUCACAACGAACAAUCAACCUGAAGUCAAACCGUGGACCAGUCAAAUGCAGUCGGCCAAACACAAAGACGAGGAAGAGUUUGAUAUGUUUGCUCAAACCCGAGGCAGCUCCUUAGCAGAGCUGAGAAAGAGUGUUAGGUAUGAGGACCCUGGAGCUGUAGAGGGUCUUGCUGGGGCCCUAGACUCAAGGCUGCAAGUCACAGGAAAUAUGGGACAAGUAAAAAACACACUCCAGAACAAUGUGGAUAAAUGGCUGUCUUGUGAUAUGCAAGACCAGUCUGCGGUCAGUGAGGGAGUAUCCAGUGAAGAGUUUGAUAAGUUUUUAGACGAUCGGGCAAAGGAGUCCGACCAGAGUAAUGAUACGACCUCAGCCACACUGCCUUCCACCUCCAGACUGCCGCCGCAGUCGACAAAGCAACAGGACAGUUCACAUGACCAGCUUUUUUCCCUCUAGGUUUAUAAGGCCCGGAAAAAGAGCAAAUAGAUGUAAAGUUGUUUUUGAUUUCAAACAAUCACUUGUUAUCACACUGAAAUAUGAGUACAACUAUACACAUGGCCUUGAAAACUAUGUUUCCACCAAGUGGUACAGUUCAGUUCAGCUCAUCAUGAUGCUGUUUAGAGCAAUACUGUAGAUACCUUAUUCAUCCUGUGCGGUAACUUACUGUAUAUUGUCACAGUAGCAAUAUUCACACAUAUACACCAGUAUUACUACAAUGUAAAAACCAACACACAGAUCAGCAUUGAGGAGGAAUUGAAAAAAAAAAUCUAAUCUAAGCAACAAGAAUAAAAACAGAAGAUUAUGAUGUUUCCUGUUGGUAGGUGGUAAGCAGAGGUGGGUAGAGUAGCCAAAUAUUGUACUCAAGUAAGAGUACGGUUACUUUAGACUAAUAUGACUCAAGUAAAAGUAAAAAGUAGUCUUCCAAAUACUUACUUGAGUAAGAGUAAGAAAGUACUCAAUGAAAAAACUACUCAGAGUAACUGAACAGUACUGCAUGGGGGAGACUUGCAUACACAAAAAGACCUGUACUAUACCACUGCUGCCUAAGCCACUGCAUAAUUGCAGUGAUUAAUCUGUUUAUUAUGUUUUUUUGCAUAUAAGAGUGCAUGUCUGUAUUUAUGAAAUACAUAAUGUUGAUUUAAACAUUCAUAUCUCACAUUAAAAGUUUGUCCAGAUAUAUUUUUUAAAUGUUA